AUGCAAUCCCGUGAAGUACAGCCCACUCCUAAUACCAGGAGUUGUUGGCAAGUUUCGAUGAUGGGGUGGACAAAAGCGAAUUGUGAUGCAACUAUUGCGAGACAGCAAGACCGCAUGGGGCUUGGGGUGGUAAUCCGGGAUUCUUGGGGGAAUAUGCUGGCAGCAGAAUGUGUGGUUCAAGAAGGUUGCUUGGCUUCGGCAGUAGCGGAAGCAAAGGCGUUUCUUUUGGCCAUACGGUUAUGCCAUGAUCUAUGUCUUACCCAGGUACACUUUGAAGGCGAUGCAAAAUCUGUGAUAGAUUCUGUAAACUCGGAGGCGAAGGAUUGUAGCUGGAUGGGGCAUAUCAUUGAGGAUAUAAAAUUGGAACUUCGGGUUUUUCAGCAGUGGAAGCUAACGUUUACUAGGAGGGAAGGGAAUCAAGUGGCCCAUUUACUAGCAAAAUAUGCAGUGGAACAUGACCAUGGUUUUAGUUAG
Messenger RNA from Corylus avellana, 474 nucleotides. NCBI's taxonomy places the organism in Eukaryota, Viridiplantae, Streptophyta, Magnoliopsida, Fagales, Betulaceae. The record is from RefSeq and is a predicted model, not a curated record.